UUGUUUUGAAAAUUGAAAAUUUUUAACUCGAAAGAAAAAAAAAUGUUUUAGUUGGUAAUUGUCGAAAAUGGAAGUGUUACAAACAGAUAGUCACUUUAUCUUCGUUCAGCAUGACAAGACUUUAUGGUGGCAUCGUCAAAAUCACGAAUUUACGAGCAAAAAUGGAUGGGAUUUGAGCGGAGUCACGGGUGACAUCGAAUGUUUGGGCGUAACGCCCGGAAUAAUUGGCAUGAUUCAGUUGCCCGGAGUGUAUGAGCCGCAUUUGUUGUUGAUUAAAGAUGUUACAGCUGUUGGAGUGUUGUACGCCCCUCAUGUCGUGUAUAAAAUUCGAUCGAUUUGCACUUUGGGAGUUACAGAAGGUCUCGAUUGCGCAUUAAAUCCAUGUUCGAAGCAUAAUCCGGGUGCUGUGAGUGCUUCAAAUAGCCCUGCGAGACAAAGCAAGAAACUUUUCGAGGGAACUCCGCUCGUUGGAAAGACUUUGGGAGCAAUUAAGAGCGGCGCAAAGACCGCAGCGAGUCUCGCAACGAAUCAAGUCAAGUCAAGUGUUGGUAUUAAAGAUCCGAAUCGAGUUGAAAAAAAAGUUACGGAGGAGUUACAUCGAUUAUUUGACGAUACAGACAGUUUUUAUUACUGUUUAGAUGGCGAUAUCACAAAUAAUUUGCAGAGACAAGCAUCUGGCGUGCCCGACGACAGAUUUUAUUGGAAUAAACACAUGUUGAAGGAGAUUUUGGCGUUGGAAGAACCAACAUGGGUGCUUCCGAUUAUUCAAGGAUACUGUCAGAUUGAAGAAUGUGUCAUAGAUGGAGAAACUUACUGUUUGGCUUUAGUUUCACGACGUUCUCGAUAUCGUGCAGGCACGCGAUACAAACGACGUGGCGUCGAUCAAGAUGGAAACGUUGCAAAUUACGUCGAAACUGAGCAAAUUUUGAGUUUGAGACAUCAUCAAUUGAGUUUCACGCAAGUUCGAGGAUCUGUUCCUGUCUUUUGGAGUCAACCCGGAUACAAAUAUCGUCCUCCUCCGAGAUUAGAUAAAGAUGAGAAUGAAACGAAAUCCGCAUUUAAGAAACACUUUGACAACGAACUCUCGAUCUACGAAUCUAUUUGUGUCAUCAACUUAACGGAGCAAUCUGGCAAGGAAAAAGUAAUUGCAGAUGCAUUUGCACGCAAUAUCGUCAACUACGAUAGCGAAAAGCUGAUUUAUGUCUCCUUUGACUUUCAUUCAUAUUGUCGAGGCAUGCGAUUCGAAAAUGUUGCAACAUUAAUAGAAGCUGUAGCGCCGCAAGCCAUCGCAAUGGGAUUCGCUUGGCGUGAUGCCAAGGGUGUAAUAUGUAACCAAAAAGCUGUUUUUCGCGUGAAUUGCAUGGAUUGCUUGGAUCGUACGAAUGUCGUUCAAACAGCUCUCGGCAAAAUGUUGUUGGAAAUGCAAUUAGUGAAACUUGGCUUAAGUACUCCGGAAUCUGUGUUGCCCGAAAAGAUGAAAGCACCAUUUAUGACGUUAUGGGCGAACAAUGGAGACAUCAUUUCACGUCAAUAUGCAGGCACAAAUGCUCUGAAAGGAGAUUUUACACGCACAGGCGAGCGAAAAGUUUCGGGAAUGUUAAAAGAUGGCAUGAAUUCGGCAAAUCGCUAUUAUUUAGCACACAUCAAAGACAAAUAUCGUCAAGCAACGAUAGAUCUCAUUUGUGGCAAUGACGUAACGCCCGAACAGUUCACAGCUCUCGGCGGAAAAGAUGCAGAAGAUGAAACAGAUGCUUUGGAAGGCGCAGAACAUGCUCGAAUAUUAGUUGAGGAUUGUCGAAGAUUGCUUGUUGGAAACACACAAUUACCGAUUGGAGCUUGGGGUUUAAUUGAUGCUGAUCCAACAACGGGCGAUUUGAGUGAAACAGAAGUCGAUACAAUUCUUUUGCUCACAGCAGAUACGUAUAUCACAGCAGAAUACGACAGCAAUCUCGACAAAAUUGUCCGUUUCGAAGAAGUUCCUUUGGAGAAUGUAACUCUUAUUGAAUUUGGCUCUUAUCAACCAGCAAAGCUUUUCCCUGGAUCGCAAUCUAGCUUUCUCUGCAUUCGCAUCAACUAUUCCGUAAAUGGAUCUGAGGGAUUUUUCCAUAUGUUUCGUUCUCCAAACAUCCGAUUUUUCAACAAUGUUGCUGUCGUUAUCAAGAAAAAUGAGGAAAUUCACGAAUCACUCAAUUCAAUCGUCGAAUUCUUCCGUAUUGGACUCGACAGUUUGGGAAAAAAGAAUGUCCCGGUUGUCACAGGUCCAAUGACACGAAAAAAGAACAAAUUAGUGCAAUUGGGAGUCCCAAGCGGAAUGCCUCGAAAUUUGUCAGAAUCGCAACUUGUACAAGUUGGUUCAAAAGCUCUCAGUUCCGUUGCGGGACAAUUCUCGAAAUUGGGUCAGAAAUUAGGAAAAUCAAGCGGAGGAGCAAAACCUUUGUUCCAUAUCGGAAAAGCCGAAGAUGGAAAACGCCCCGAAGAAGUUAGUGACGGCUCGGAUGAUGGACACGUUUCAGAUGCGGAAGAAGCAGAAUCAAUUGUGAAGGAUAGUGAUUUUUUACCGAGUGUGGGAAUCGUAAUGGCGGCGGGGAAUGAUUCCACACAAACAGACGGUAAUCCUGCUGCAAUGAAAUCUGACGUAAAUGCAAUGUCAAUUUCUUCCGUGACGGAUGUUAAAACGCCUGCUCGCAUGUUGCAAUGUAAUUCUCCGGCAAGAAGUCGAAGUCCAAAUCCGGAAAUUCGUGUUGAAGGCGAAGAUGGAAACGAUUUGCCUUCAAAUGCUCCAAAUACGGUAAAAUAUAGCACAAGCGCAACGGAUUUCAAACAACAGAAGCAAGAAUCGAGCAGUGCAGGUGCAUCUAAAAGUAGUUUAACACGCGAUUUGACUUUGAACUUGACAUCAUCUCAGAGUGAAAAUGCCCUCAAACAACUAAAAAGUCUCACAAGUCCCUUUAGUAAGAUCGCAAAGGGCGUACAAAGUAUCGGCGCUAACUUCGAUCCACGCAAAAUCGCGUCAAAAGGAAUCUUAUCGCCAACAACGACACAAAACGAACUCCCAAAGGAAGAUUAUGCGGAAAAAUUACAAAAUAUGUGGGCCGAAUCCGGAUGCAAAACCAAAUUAAUCGCUUUGUAAAAGAUAUUUUUAUCAGUAUUUAGCGCUUGCUUAUCGAAAUCGAACACAAUAUGUAAUAUUGCCUUUGUAUGAUAUUAACAAUGUUUUAAAUAAUUUUGAAAGAAACAUUCCCACGCGCUGUUUUCACGUAGAAAAUAUGAGCAACACACGCGCCUUAUUAUAAAAAAAAAUUAUGAAUUUUUAGACGUAUUAAAGUUACCAUUUUGUGUGUUUGUGUGUUUUUUAUGCAAAUUUCAAGUCACGUCAAUUAAUUCAAAAAAUUUCACGAAAGGACCAAAAGUUUUGUUUGUUUUUCGUUUUUCAAAAAAAAAUUAAAGUUGUCGAUGUUAGAAAGUAGAAAAAAAUAAUUCACGCAUAUUUCAG
Culicoides brevitarsis is the source of this 3493-nucleotide messenger RNA. RefSeq names its product phosphatidylinositide phosphatase SAC2 (gene sp3). The record is from RefSeq and is a predicted model, not a curated record. NCBI's taxonomy places the organism in Eukaryota, Metazoa, Arthropoda, Insecta, Diptera, Ceratopogonidae. Gene Ontology annotation, cellular component: clathrin-coated endocytic vesicle; early endosome. The transcript is spliced from 6 exons. Bases 68 to 3130 code for a protein of 1020 amino acids. Gene Ontology annotation, molecular function: phosphatidylinositol-4-phosphate phosphatase activity. Gene Ontology annotation, biological process: phosphatidylinositol dephosphorylation; regulation of endocytic recycling.